AUGGAUGGGAUCAAGUGUACGCAGACGGGAGGUCUAAGAAACAUAACGGAGGAUGUUUGUGGGCGGGAGAAUGUGGAUGGGAGUGCUCGUUUGGAAGAUAGGCAGGGCCGGGAUGAAGAAUCCCCUACCGAGAUGCGUGGGCAUGUGGAUGAGAUAUCGUGUACACAGUCGGUGGUCAAGAACAUUGUACAGGUUAAUGAACCUAUCCAGCCGUGUACGCAUGGGGAAAGAGAAGGUGAGGCACGUACAGGGGGAGCUGAUGAGAAGCAUGAGAAGUCUAUGGAGGACGAUGGGGACACACAACUGCGGGCACUUAUUGACAAUAUCGUUGCUGGAUCUGCCGAACCUAAAUCACUGAACUCGUUGGAAAUUAUCGCCAGCGAUGUAAACGUGGAGAAGGUUGUGGACAGCAAGGGAGUAAGAGAGGGGGGAUCUAGUAUGAUGGAAAUAUGUGAACCUUCUGAUGUUUCAGCGAGAGUUGAGUCAGAACAGCAGGGGACAGGCGUGGAGGGGAUGGUAUCUGAGCGGGAGAGUAUGGGAGAGGAGUGUGUUUUUGAUCUUGCGCAGACAGAUCCGAGUGUUGGUAAGGCUCCAGUGGUUAGGCCUUCGGUUGUCGAGACGGAAGGCAAUUCUCAUCUACGAGUCCCCGUACACGAGAAGACGACCCAGGCUCCAGUGGUUCAGCCUUUGGCUGUAGAGACAGAAGGCAAGUCUCAUCCGCGAGUCCCCGUACACGAGAAGACGACUCAGGCUACAGUGGUUCAGCCGUUGUCUGUAGAGACAGAAGGCAAAUCUCAUCCACGAGUCCCCGUACACGAUAAAACAACCCAGUUCUCAAAAAUAGAGACGGGAAGUAAGCCUCAGCCACGAGUAACUGUACACGAGAAGACUGUGAUUUUUGGAGAAGAGCAUUUGCGUGGUCAGUGUAUGGUAGUACGGAAAGAGGUGGAGGCAGGUAAUGCUGUUCUUCCAACGACGCCGCCAGCUGCGCGUGUACUCACGGGUGCUCUGGUUGUUGACUCAUCUCCGACAUCCAACCGAGCGACGCAUAUAACUGUUAGUGACUCAUCACCCCCACCUAAACGAUCGGCGCACAUUCCUUCUGUGAUGGAGACUGAACUUGCGAAAGCCCUUGUUGCGGCUCCAAGACUACCAGCCUCGUCACUUGUCUACCAAACUGAUGCGCAGCUGUUCCACAUGUUAAAGAAAACCCUUGCUGCCAACAAAGACUUCCUCCACAUUUCGCAAGACAAAUAUGAUCUUGAUAACUCCUUCUUUCUUGAUCUGGCGGAGAAGCAGAAGUGGGUGUCCACGAAGCAUAUGGAGGUUCUGAUGACGUACCUUGGGGACAAGCACGCGGACCUACUAUCGAAAGAGAAUUCCAUGUUUGCUUCACCUUGGCUUGUAAACCACUUGCAAGGGAAGUACAGGAAGUUCAAGGCCGCUAUCAACAAGGGAAUGAUAAGGUGGGAUGAUUGUAUCACCAAAUUCGUGGUUACACCAGGACAGACAUGGCUAGAGGAGGUGCACACAGUCUAUUGUCCAAUGAUAUGGGACAACGAGCAUUGGGUGGGUUUGGGUUUGGCGAUACAUCUCGGGUCACGGUUCGUUGAGGUACUCGAUCCAUUGCCCUCUCUGAACAAAGAUGGGAAGGUUGAGAGGUACAUGGCUCCGGUUGUGGAGAUGCUUCCUCACAUAAUAAGUAGGUUUUGUCCAUCGGCAACACAGAAACGCAACAACAAGCCAUUCACGUUUAAACGUGUGGCCAACACUUAUGAGAACCAUCGUUCCGGCGACUGUGGACCUGUGGCGGUGAAGUUUAUGGAAAUUCAUGCUUACAAUGAUCCACCUCCUCAUUUGUCAGGGCUUACGGACGAGCUGGUUGGAGAUUCCAGGAAAAACUAUGCAAUGGAGUUGUACAGGGGAAUGGUUCUCCCCAUCUAUUUCCCUACUUCACCACCACUAUCACCUGUGGUCGAGCCUUAG
Microthlaspi erraticum is the source of this 1986-nucleotide messenger RNA. Lineage: Eukaryota; Viridiplantae; Streptophyta; Magnoliopsida; Brassicales; Brassicaceae. The record is from the annotation of a GenBank genome assembly.